Urocitellus parryii (Arctic ground squirrel) is the source of this 2473-nucleotide messenger RNA. The record is from RefSeq and is a predicted model, not a curated record. Lineage: Eukaryota; Metazoa; Chordata; Mammalia; Rodentia; Sciuridae.
CCAGCCCCUGCACAGGUUUCCAUCUCCCAGCAGAAGGCGCAGCCAUGAAUCCGUUAUUCGGCCCCAACCUCUUCCUCCUACAGCAGGAGCAGCAGGGCCUGGCUGGGCCCCUGGGGGAUCCCCUUGGAAGUGACCACUUCACCGGGGGAGGGGACUUGCCCACAGCGCCGCUUGCCCCCGCUGGCCCCUCAGCCUACUCGCCGCCGGGCCCUGGCCCGGGCCCGUCACCCCCUGCCGCCAUGGCACUCCGCAACGACCUGGGCUCUAACAUCAACGUGCUCAAGACCCUGAACCUCCGGUUCCGAUGUUUCCUGGCCAAGGUGCACGAGCUGGAGCGCCGGAACCGGCUGCUGGAGAAGCAGCUGCAGCAGGCGUUGGAGGAGGGUAAGCAGGGCCGUCGGGGCCUGGCUCGCCGCGACCAGGCCGUGCAAACUGGCUUCAUCAGUCCCAUCCGGCCCCUGGGUCUGCCCCUGGGCGCCCGGCCGGCCGCGGUCUGCCCCCCGUCGGCGCGAGUGCUGGGCUCGCCCGCGCGCUCACCAGCCGGUCCCCUCGCGCCCUCCUCGGCCUGCCACUCGUCGCCCUCCACCUCCACCUCCACUGCCUUCUCCUCGUCGGCCCGCUUCAUGCCCGGCACAAUCUGGUCCUUCUCGCACGCCCGCCGGCUGGGGCCAGGACUGGAGCCCACGCUGGUGCAAGGGCCUGGCCUGUCGUGGGUGCACCCUGAUGGGGUGGGCGUCCAGAUCGACACCAUCACCCCGGAGAUCCGCGCACUCUACAACGUGUUGGCCAAAGUGAAGCGGGAGCGGGAUGAGUACAAGAGGAGGUGGGAAGAGGAAUACACAGUGCGGAUACAGCUGCAGGAACGAGUUUCUGAGCUCCAGGAGGAAGCCCAAGAGGCUGAUGCCUGCCAAGAGGAGCUAGCCAUGAAGGUGGAACAGUUGAAAGCUGAGUUGGUCGUUUUCAAGGGGCUCAUGAGUAAUAACCUGUCAGAGCUGGACACCAAAAUCCAGGAAAAGGCCAUGAAGGUAGAUAUGGACAUCUGCCGCCGCAUUGACAUCACCGCCAAACUGUGUGAUGUGGCUCAGCAGCGCAACUGUGAGGACAUGAUUCAGAUGUUCCAGAAGAAGCUGUCUCUGCACUUGUCUCCCAUUAAGGUCCCAUCCAUGGGGGGGCGGAAGCGGGAGCGCAAGGCUGCUGUCGAGGAGGACACCUCCCUGUUGGAGAGUGAUGGGCCCCGCCAGCCCGAUGGGGAUGAGGAGGAAAGCACAGCCCUCAGCAUCAACGAGGAGAUGCAGCGCAUGCUCAACCAGCUGAGGGAGUAUGAUUUUGAGGACGACUGUGACAGCCUGACUUGGGAGGAGACUGAGGAGACCCUGCUGCUGUGGGAGGAUUUCUCAGGCUAUGCCAUGGCAGCCGCAGAGGCCCAGGGAGAGCAGCAGGAAGACAGCCUGGAGAAGGUGAUUAAAGAUACUGAGUCCUUGUUUAAAACCCGGGAAAAAGAAUAUCAGGAAACCAUUGACCAGAUAGAGCUGGAAUUGGCGACAGCGAAGAACGACAUGAACCGACACCUGCAUGAGUACAUGGAGAUGUGCAGCAUGAAGCGGGGCCUGGAUGUGCAGAUGGAGACCUGCCGCCGGCUCAUCACCCAGUCUGGAGACCGAAAGUCUCCUGCUUUCACUGCGGUCCCGCUUAGCGACCCGCCGCCACCGCCGAGCGAGACUGAGGACUCCGAUCGCGAUAUCUCAUCUGAUAGCUCCAUGAGAUAGGGACCACCUCCAUCUUGGCUCCCCUGUGCCCCAUCCUGCCAGAAGCUCAACGAGACCCAAAGCUGGGGGUUCAUGGAGGGGAAAACCAUUUGUACUACCACACCAAACCUGGCCCUGGGGCCUGUGUUGCUCCUCUCUCGGGCUUCCUCCCUUGGUUCUUGGCCUCCCUAGAGUUCUGGGAUGUCGGCGGCUAGGCUUGGCCCUGCCCUUCCUGGGCAGCUCCCACUGCAAAUGGGGCUCUCCUGCCUUCAUGCGUGGUGUCUGCUACUUCCCCAUCUUUAAAAGGCCAAGAGUGCUCAUGGCCUUUCACCUUUUCUAUUGUGUAAGGAAUGUGAAUGUGGGACCUCCAACUCUGGGAUCUAGAGCCCACUAUCUUUGAUUUUGUACUGGUGCUAACUGGCCCAGGCACUGGUAUGAAGUGGAUUCAGCUAGAAGUUCCCUAAAGGAUUGUGCAGCACAUGCAAUUGGACAGGACUUCCCUUCCUGGUAUGGAUAGAGGGAGGUGAUACUGGAUAGGUACUGUCCUGCUGUCCAUGUUCUCAUGGCUGUCCACCUGCCAACUGUAGUGUAUGUGACUGUAACCUUCCCUCACAGAGGGAGGCACCGUGCAUUAAAGGGGCCUUUAUGCCCUGGACUGGGUGAAUUACCCUGAAGGAAGAUAGCUCUUAUCUCCUGGUCUCUGCUGAGUGACAGGAAAAAAAAAAAAA